UCUGUGAUCGGCUGGCUAUAUAAGAAGACAUAGGGUGGUUACGAAUAACAAAGGAAUCCAUGACGAAUAAUCCUAUAGCCCCACCACCUCCUGCGAAGAAAAGGAAGACGUCGUUGUCAUCAAUUCCAGAUGAUUUCAUUGUGAACGUCUUAGCACGGAUCUCGAUAUCUCAGUACCGUUCCCUCUGCUUAGUCUCCAAAAACUUCUACUCUCUUCUAUCUUCUCCAGAUAUCUACUUUGCUCGAUCCCUAAUCGGUAUCACAGACGCUCGCCUCUACGUGUGCCUACGGCUACCCACUCCCUCCUCCAGUAGUCAUCGUCACAGAUGGUUCAAUCUCGGCUACCGUCAGGGUCAGUUAAGUUUAGUACCGGUAAGAACACUCUCUUCCUCACCCGACCGGUUAAACUCAACCUCUGUCGCCGUCCAUUCCGAAAUCUACCAGAUUUCUUGUAGAGCCGUUAGAGUUCUUGAUUGUCGGAGUCGUACGUGGCGUCCUGCUCCCGACAUGAUGGUGGCAAGGAAACACGCUAGGUCUUAUUUUUUAGAUGACAAGAUAUAUGUAAUAGGAGGAUGCAAGGAAAAUUGGGGUGAGGUUUUCGACCUAAAGACUCAGAAUUGGAAGCCAUUGCCUAAGCCUCCUAGUGAUCAUGAUCACAAAGGUGUGGUUUAUGGAGGAAGGCUAUACGCUUUCACCAUGAACAAGAACAAGAACUACGCAUAUGAUCCGAAAGAAGAAAGAUGGGUACAAGAGGCGGGGUUUGUGGGUCUAGGACGUAUAACCGGACCUUUGUGCGUUAUAGGAAAUGAGAUUUUUGCUGAACAUGACCGUAAGUACACGUGGUAUAACCCAAUGAAUGGAAAGCAGCAGGUAAUAGAUGGUUUGAAUGAUGUGUACAAGAAACGUGCUAAUAAUUACAGAACCAUUCAAUUAGUUAACCAUGGUGGGAAACUGGUAAUUCUAUGGAAUGAGACUCGCAGGAAACGCAAGCGUCUUUGGUGUGCGGUGGUUAGCUUGGAGGAGCGUUCGACUCCAUUGGGAACUCGUAUGCGGGGGAAGGUCGAACGAUGCGAUCUUCUUUUGGAUUCAGCCCACAAGUCAUAUAUGCUCUCAAGCUGCCUAUCGGUUUUGCUCUGAAACUCAGAAGGGGAGAGGGAUAAAAUCAUCAUCAUGUGGGUAUAGGU
Brassica oleracea var. oleracea is the source of this 1183-nucleotide messenger RNA. RefSeq names its product putative F-box/kelch-repeat protein At4g35120. The coding region runs from base 60 to 1136 and encodes 358 amino acids. Lineage: Eukaryota; Viridiplantae; Streptophyta; Magnoliopsida; Brassicales; Brassicaceae. Gene Ontology annotation, molecular function: protein binding. The record is from RefSeq and is a predicted model, not a curated record. The transcript has 2 exons.